Xylaria bambusicola is the source of this 4994-nucleotide messenger RNA. RefSeq lists its product as uncharacterized. Bases 724 to 4716 code for a protein of 1330 amino acids. The transcript is spliced from 15 exons. Gene Ontology annotation, molecular function: P-type ion transporter activity; ATP hydrolysis activity; ATP binding. Gene Ontology annotation, biological process: intracellular calcium ion homeostasis. Lineage: Eukaryota; Fungi; Ascomycota; Sordariomycetes; Xylariales; Xylariaceae. The record is from RefSeq and is a predicted model, not a curated record. Gene Ontology annotation, cellular component: membrane.
GCCAAGCCUAACUGUCAAGGCUUCCCGUCGUCUUUCUAGAAUGGGCAAUGCGAAGAAUUUACCCCACCAAAAGACUGCCCCACGUAUAUAUGUAGGUACCUAGGUAAUUGAAGUACAGGUAUGUACAUAAAGUACAAGCGCCUUCAUGCUUGACCUUGUUGGAAUCUUACCUAACCAUGAGUGAUGAGGUAUUGUUAUUGGAUUCUUAUCGAUAGAUACAUGGUUCUUAUCGCCUUGCAUUAUCAGAAUAUUGGAUAAGCAUGUAUAACAUCAAGCCUGUCUAUUGAAUUCAGAGGUAGGCGAGAGGUAGGUAGUGUUCUUAGAAAGCAAUGCUUAUUCUGUAUUACUUAGGUAUAUCCAGGUACGUCGGGUAACGAUUGUUCUAACUAUCCAGAGCAUUGCGCAUUCCAGUCUCAAGUUAUUUUGCACAGGCAUUGAGCUAUGAGAUCAGACCCGAUGCCUUAGGCCUUACCAAAAAGGUAAAGUAAAGUGGCAGCUGUGGUAGGUACUCAUUUCGGCUAGCGUCACGUCUUGCACAGCUCCAAUGUUCUAUCGUGACGAUAUCAACAGACCCCUCGGAAACUCCAGGGCUCAUAUCUAGUAACGACCUCAGAAGACCAUCCGCAAGUCCAAGAGCGAGGUGUCUCGGUAUUGGUCCUAAACACCGCUGGCCCCCGAACGUUGGCUAAGGGUUGGCGCAGCGGUGAAGAGUCUUCUUCAGCCAUGGACGACGACGAAGUUAGUGUCUCCGGGAGGCGUCCCGAGGUCGCUCCUCUAUAUAGGCUCGGCUCCAACCACAGCAAUGCUAGUGUUUUUGAGGAUGUAGAAAUGGCUCAGGAUGAGUUGUUCUCUGGACCUGUCGCCGAAAGCUUGCCGACGAGCACCUCUGCAUUUUCCCACCGUCGCCAGCGCGCCGAUUCAACUGCCAGCUUCACCUACUAUAACGAGGAAGAGAACGAGCCCGAUGCCGAGCAGGAAUAUGUUGAAAACGGAGCUAUUCCCUUCGACAUCGAUGAGAUCCCUUUUGACUUAGGUCCGGAGGCAGACGAACCUUCGGAUAGUGAAAUCGAAAUUGAGAGCAACCAAGGCUAUGCUAUGCAUAGAAGAUCGUCGACCUUAUCGAGGUCUUCUGUUCAUGCGCGACUUCUUCGAACUGAUAGCGCUAGGACCGACUCGAGCAACCGUGGUCAUGGCCGUGUCACUCAGAAACUGCAUAUUGUUAGCGAAGACCUUACAAUUGUGGUAGCAGGCUUUCGGACUAGCAGUACUGGGUACUUUGCCUAUCUAUGCCUUUGUUUGAUCACCUUCGGCCUUGCAUACUUGCUUCUGCGCUGGCUGCCUAGAUGGCAAGUCAAGUUGAUUGGGGAGCCUUGUCCACUUCGUGACUGUCAGUGGGUUGUCCUCGAAAACCAGUGGGGUGAGAUGGUAACCUUAACUGUCAAGCGUCAGCCAUACGACAGACCCCUUUCUACUGUAUUUGGAGCUCCAGAGAAAUUGUACGCACAGUUGCUCGAAGAUGAUGGUGACCCCAUUAUGAGCGAACUACAAACUCUCGACUACCGCUAUGUUCGCUUCUUUUUUCACCCAUUGAAAGAUAAAUUUGUUGUAUGCAACGGCUGGAAGGAUCCAAACUGGACCAGAAUUCGGGAUCUUCGAUCCGGUAUCGAUGGAGAUGAGAAAGACCAACGAGAACAUGUUUUUGGUGCCAACAUCAUAGAUAUUGAACAAAAGUCGGUCGCUCAGUUGCUUGUAGAUGAGGUCUUUCAUCCCUUUUACGUUUUUCAAAUUGCAAGUCUCAUUCUCUGGUCGCUGGAUCAGUACUACUACUACGCUAUUUGCAUAUUCGUCAUGUCUGCAGGAAGCAUCAUUACAACGCUCGUGGAGACACGUGCCACUAUGCGGCGUUUGCGCGAAAUAUCUAGGUUUGAGUGCGAUGUGCGUGUUCUUCGCAAUGGCUUCUGGGCAAACGUUUCCUCGAGCGACUUAGUCCCUGGUGACGUAUAUGAGAUUAGCGACCCUAGUCUCACGCAGUUCCCCAGUGACAGUCUCCUGUUAAGCGGGGAUUGCAUAGUAAAUGAGAGUAUGCUCACGGGGGAGUCUGUCCCGGUCUCCAAGAUUCCGGCCACCAACGAGACGCUUCAAAUUAUGAACCUUAGUGCUGCAACGAUAUCACCUGAAGCGGCCCGCCAUUUUCUCUUUUGUGGGACAAAGAUAAUACGUGCAAGGCGACCACAUGACAACAGAGACGACGAAGCAGUUGCACUCGCCAUGGUUGUACGAACAGGGUUCAAUACGACUAAAGGCUCUCUAGUACGAUCUAUGUUAUUCCCAAAGCCAUCAGGCUUCAAAUUUUAUCGAGACUCAUUUCGAUACAUAUCAGUUAUGGCAUGUAUAGCACUGUUAGGUUUCAUCGUCUCUCUCAUCAAUUUUAUCCGUCUCGGGCUAGCCUGGCAUUUGAUCAUUGUCAGAGCAUUGGAUUUGAUAACUAUUGUAGUUCCACCAGCCUUGCCAGCUACUUUAACCAUAGGAACAAACUUUGCUCUCAGUCGCCUGAAGAAAAAGCAGAUCUUUUGUAUCAGUCCACAAAGGGUCAAUGUAGGGGGCAAGCUCGAUGUUAUGUGCUUCGACAAGACAGGUACUCUCACAGAAGAUGGGCUAGACGUUCUUGGCGUUAGACUGGUAUCCCGGUCGACGAAACGAUUUGACGACGUCGUCUCUAAAGCCGCCGCAUUAGUGCCUUACACGAAUCUCGCUUGCAGUCCGGGAGACAAAUAUGAUGUCAGUCGCGCAGCGCUUUUUACUAUGGCCACAUGCCAUUCUCUUCGCUCUGUUGACGGUGAACUUGUCGGUGACCCAUUAGACUUGAAAAUGUUCGAGUUCACGGGAUGGCUCUUUGAAGAAGGCACACAAGGUGGAGGUGACCAAGAAGAUGAUGAACACGGCGGACUCUCUCCUUCUAUCGCACGGCCUCCACCUGCAGCGCUCUAUGAUACAGAUGAGUAUGCCAACAUCAACGGCAUAAACACUCCCCUGGAACUUGGGGUUUUGAGAUCAUUCGAAUUCGUCUCUCAUUUACGUCGAGCUAGCGUCAUCGUUCGAGGUUUCGGUCAACAACGUGGAGACGUAUAUGUGAAGGGCGCACCAGAGUGCAUGAAGGACAUUUGUCGACCCGAAAGCUUUCCUGAUGAUUAUGACGAACUUUUGUCGUAUUAUACCCAUAAGGGCUAUCGUGUUAUCGCAUGUGCCACAAAACACAUGAAGAAGCUGUCCUGGGUGAAAGCCCAGAAAAUGACCCGGGAAGACGUUGAGACGGACUUAGAAUUCGUCGGAUUCAUUGUAUUUGAAAAUAAGCUGAAACCAACCACAGCUGCAGUUCUGAAGGAACUCAACCAAUCCAACAUCGGCUCCAUCAUGGUCACAGGAGACAAUAUCUUGACAGCUAUUAGUGUGGCCAGGAACUGCGACCUAGUUGAUCGAAAUGCCCAUUGUUUUGUACCACAUUUUGCAGAAGGCAAUUCCCGGGACCCAAAUGCACGCCUUCAAUGGGAGAGCAUUGAUGAUUCUGCAUAUCAGCUCGACAGCCGGUCUUUACUUCCACUACCUGUACCGGUUCAGCGCGAUGCUUCUCUGCCUUAUGAUAUAACCAAUCUCAAGAACUACUCACUCGCAAUAAGUGGUGAUGUGUUUCGAUGGAUCAUCGACUACGCUCCCAAUGACGUUAUGCAAAGGAUGCUCGUUCGUGGCAAGAUAUUCGCGCGCAUGUCCCCAGAUGAGAAGCACGAACUGGUUGAAAAGCUUCAAAGCAUUGGAUAUUGCUGCGGAUUUUGUGGUGACGGAGCCAAUGACUGUGGCGCCUUAAAAGCCGCAGACGUUGGCAUAUCCUUGUCAGAAGCAGAGGCAUCGGUAGCUGCCCCCUUCACAUCGAGGAUAUUCGACAUUCGAUGUGUCCCUGAUGUGAUCAGAGAAGGUCGAGCUGCACUUGUUACCAGUUUCAGUUGUUUCAAGUAUAUGAGCCUCUACUCGGCCAUCCAGUUCACAUCAGUCAGCUUCCUCUACGCGUCCGCUUCGAAUUUAGGUGACUUUCAGUUUCUUUUCAUUGACGUUCUGCUGAUAUUGCCAAUCGCUAUCUUCAUGGGCUGGUCUGGGCCAUACCCGGUUCUUAGCACAAAACGGCCGACAGCGAAUUUAGUAUCCCGGAAGAUCCUCACACCCCUUUUGGGUCAAAUGAUCAUAUGCAUUUUUAUUCAAGCCGCAUCAUUUCUAAUCGUUCGGGAGCAGGAGUGGUUUAUUCCACCUUAUGUGGACCCCGAGAAGUCCAACAUCAAGAAUUCAGAAAAUACGGCGCUGUUCUUAGUAUCGUGUUUCGAGUACAUCUUCAUCGGUGUAGUACUUAAUGCAGGCAGACCCUUCCGGCAGCCGAUGACAAAGAAUUACCCCUUUAUGACGACCAUCCUGCUCGCACUGGCUAUAGUCCUAUACAUGGUGUUCACACCGGCUCGUUGGCUGCGCAAACUUAUGCAACUUACGCGUAUUAGCUCAUCCUUCAAGCUCACCUUGCUGGUUCUGGGCAUCGUGUAUCUGGUGCUCGCCUGGAUAUGCGAGAACUACGUCUUCCAGCGUCUGGCUCGUGCCUUUGGCAAAGCGAAGCAAUCGAUCACGCAAAAAACUAAGCAGAGAAAGGAGUAUAAAAUCAUUAAUGAGCGAAUGCAAAACUAAUUUCCGUCGUUGGCUCUGAAACUAUUCGUCAAAUGGAUGGAAGAGCGCCAUGUAUAGAUUAUAUUAGGUUUUCCCCGGGUUUUACUCAUGGCGCAACUAGAUGGAAGCUUUACUUAGAUUACCCAUUUGCCUUCUGUGAAUAUGGUCUAGGUACAGGUAUGGAAGUUUUCGGGGUCAUGAUUUAGAGUAUUCUAACCUGUUUAACAUUUGUACUACUCGUGGUGGCAAAAGGGGCGUGCAAAAGGAAUGGCACGUGAAACUGAUUCAAACUACCGCCU